This is a messenger RNA of Debaryomyces hansenii CBS767, 1185 nucleotides long. RefSeq lists its product as uncharacterized. Lineage: Eukaryota; Fungi; Ascomycota; Pichiomycetes; Serinales; Debaryomycetaceae. The transcript is spliced from 2 exons. Gene Ontology annotation, molecular function: fatty-acyl-CoA binding. Gene Ontology annotation, biological process: fatty acid metabolic process. Bases 1 to 1185 code for a protein of 394 amino acids. The record is from RefSeq and is a predicted model, not a curated record.
AUGUCAGAUUCAAUUGAUCGUGUCUUUGUUAAGGCAAUUACUACCAUUAGAGCAUUGUCUUCUAGGUCUAAUUAUGGGACAUUACCUCGUCCUCCGGCAGAGAACAGAAUAAAGCUAUAUGGGUUGUACAAGCAAGCUACGGAAGGUAAUGUAGAGGGGGUGAUGCCACGGCCUGUGGGAUUCAGUUUGGAAGACGAGGGAGCUAAGAAAAAAUGGGAUGCUUGGAAACGGGAAGAAGGAUUGUCCAAGACUGAGGCUAAGAGACGGUAUAUAUCUUACCUUAUUGACACCAUGAAGGUGUAUGCCAGUGGUACUUUGGAAGCAAGGGAGUUGUUGAGUGAAUUGGAGUAUUUAUGGGACCAGAUUAAGGAUUUACAGUACACACCAGAAGAAGAAUAUGAUCACCCUCAAAUACCCUUGCCGUCCCACUCACCGCUGUUUUCGCAGGCUCAAUCCGAUAGAUAUUCAACAACAACCCCAUUACCGUUGCCAAGUAACUAUUCUGCGUCAGUUUCCAAUCUACAAUAUAGGAAUAACCUACAGAAAAUAUAUUCCCACUCGAGGAAAAAUACCAUGCUCUCGAUCAAUGACUACGUGCUGCAACAGAGACAACAGCAACAGACACAGCAACAGACUGGUGGAAACCCGCAUAAUAUUGCUGCCUCUGUGUAUUCGCUUCCUGCGACUGAAAAUCAGAAAAUUGAUCCAAAACCUAUACAUUCCUUACCUGCAAACAGCCAGUCUGUAAGCUUGGAAGAUUUUAAAACGUGGCAAGGAGAGAUCAAUUUGAUCAUCAAUAAGCUUUCGAGAGAACAGUUUCACAAAAAACCAAUAGCGUCUCAUAGGGGAUUGGCUAGGUACCAGGAUCAUAGCGAAUCCGAAAGCGACUUGAGCACUGAUGCAAAGACAAGGUUGAAACGCCGGAUCGUUCAAAUAUUGAAGCUUGUAUCUGCAAAUGCUUUGAAGUUUGCAAAAAAUUUCUCCAUUAGCUUAUUAGCUUUGAUGGUAAUUGUGUGGUGCAUUAAGAAGAAUGUUAUAGUCAAGCAGACAAUCGUCAAACAACCCAUAAAUAAUCUGAAACAUCCGAAGAAAGAGUUGGUUAUAAAUAUGAUAUUAAAUACGGAUGAGAAUAAAUGGUUUAUCCGUUUAUUGAACAUUAUAAAUAGCUUCGUCGGGUUUGUUUAA